GCAGAUGUCACCCGUUUAGACAAAUAUUUUCGUGUUUCCGCCCUUGUGUAAAAAAAUUCACAAUUUCGAAAGUUGUGCAUUUGCAAAUUAUUAUGAUAAAUAAAUUCGAGACUUGAAUAUUUUUUCCACUGGUGUGCCAUUGGAAAUUGCGAAAAAUCCCAAGUGUGGCAAGAAUGAAAUAAUUCGGGUUUUUCUAGCUUUGGCAAAUUUUUUUUGUAUAUUGUUAAAAGGUGAAACAACUCCCGUUGCUUCAUUUCUUCGCUAAAUAAUGAGUGACAAUGAUUUCACUUGUGGUAUUUUUGAUCUUUCUUCAAAGUGAGGUUAUAUGGGCCAAUCAUACAUUCAAUCCUAGAGGCCCCCUUGUAAAGUGUUCGUUCCUCCCUUGGGAAUUCAUCACUUGCAAGGACCCAGUUGACCACAAGGGUAAUAGAACGGCAAAGGAAGAGUUGGGUUAUGGUUGUGUUAAGUUUGGUGGUAUGAAAUACGAAGAUGUUGAAAGGACUAAAGUGGAGUGUACAGUUUUGGAUAGGAUAGAAUGUUACGGAAAUCGAACUUUUCUUAAAGAAGGCGUCGCUUGUGUGAAAUAUUCCGAUCAGUAUUUUACAACAACGUUGUUAUACAGCAUUUUAUUAGGUUUUCUUGGGAUGGAUAGGUUUUGUUUAGGGCAGACAGGAACAGCAGUCGGUAAAUUGUUAACAUUAGGUGGAGUUGGUAUUUGGUGGAUUGUUGACAUUGUACUACUUGUAACCAAUAAUUUAGGGCCUGAAGACGGCAGUAAUUGGAACCCUUAUGUGUAAAUAAAAGACUUGUUUUACUUCUUA
Molecule: messenger RNA, 821 nt
Organism: Tribolium castaneum (red flour beetle)
Lineage: Eukaryota; Metazoa; Arthropoda; Insecta; Coleoptera; Tenebrionidae
Gene: amrt
Product: amaretto
Exons: 1
Coding region: 279-797 (172 amino acids)
Source: RefSeq, a predicted model, not a curated record